Messenger RNA from Salvelinus namaycush (lake trout), 1122 nucleotides. RefSeq names its product 5-hydroxytryptamine receptor 1E. Gene Ontology annotation, molecular function: G protein-coupled serotonin receptor activity; neurotransmitter receptor activity. The record is from RefSeq and is a predicted model, not a curated record. The transcript has a single exon. NCBI's taxonomy places the organism in Eukaryota, Metazoa, Chordata, Actinopteri, Salmoniformes, Salmonidae. Bases 1 to 1122 code for a protein of 373 amino acids. Gene Ontology annotation, cellular component: plasma membrane; dendrite. Gene Ontology annotation, biological process: G protein-coupled receptor signaling pathway, coupled to cyclic nucleotide second messenger; chemical synaptic transmission.
AUGGAGAUGGAGAGGUACCAUGGAGACAGCUCCACAGGGCCCAACAUCACCAACAGCACAGGAGCCCCAGCCAGCGCUCUCCCAGCGGUGCUGGUUACAGACAGGAUGGUGGUGCUGGUAGUUCUACUGGGGCUCCUCACCCUCCUCACUGCGCUGGUCAACGGUGCCGUCAUCACAGCCAUCUGCACCACCAAGAAGCUCCACCUACCUGCCAACUACCUCAUCUGCUCGCUGGCGUUCACUGACUUUCUGGUGGCUAUCCUGGUCAUGCCAGUCAGCAUCCUCUACAUCACCACGGAGACCUGGUCGUUGGGUCAGGUGGUGUGUGAGGCCUGGCUGAGCGUGGACAUGACCUGCUGCACCUGCUCCAUCCUGCACCUGUGUGUCAUAGCGUUGGACCGGUACUGGGCUAUCACCAAGGCCAUCGAGUACGCCCGCAAGAGGUCGGCCCGCCGGGCAGCUGUCAUGGUGGGCAUCAUCUGGGUCAUCUCAGUCUUCAUAUCUAUACCGCCCCUCUUCUGGAGACACAGGCCCGGUAGCCAUGGCCCAAAACAGUGCAUCAUAGAGCACAACCAUGUGGGCUACACCAUUUACUCCACUUUUGGGGCAUUUUACAUCCCCAUGACCCUUAUUCUCAUAUUGUACUAUAGGAUUUACAAUGCCGCAAAGACACUUUACCAGAAACGGGUCUCGUCCCGGCACCUGAGCAGCCAGAACUCUCUAAACCACUGUCGUGUGGCACACACCUUCUGCGUAUCGGAUCUGUCCAACUCAGACCCCACUCUGGAGUUUGACAGGCUCAAUGUCACCAUCCGUAUCCCCUCAUUUGAGACAGAGAUGGAGGCGGCAGAUGAGAGGCACCAGAUCUGUACCUCCCGGGAGAGGAAGGCAGCACGUAUCCUGGGCCUCAUCCUUGGCGCUUUUAUCCUCUGCUGGAUGCCUUUCUUUCUGAAGGAGCUUCUUGUAGGCUUACAGGUCAUGACUGCCUCCCCACAUGUAUCUGACUUCUUAACCUGGCUGGGCUACAUCAACUCACUCAUUAACCCUCUCCUUUACACCAGCUUUAAUGAGGAUUUUAAGUUGGCCUUUAAGAAACUGCUCAGACGAAAGGAGCAUGCAUAG